GGCUGCAUACACGCACACAUAUAUAUUUUUUUAAGUUUCUUCAGUUAAAAGUUGCCUAACUCUUCGGCCACAGACUCUCACUAAAGGAACAAAUUUCCAAUUUUACUCCAGCAGAAAGAAACAAGCUCUCCUCAGGUCUUCCCAAUGGACUCUCUUGCAGCAUCCGUGAACCAGUUUGCCCUGGAGUUUUACAAAAAGUUAUCUGAAUCUGCAGAGGGUAAAAACAUCUUCUUUUCUCCCUGGGGAAUUUCCACAUCCCUGGCCAUGGUGUACUUAGGCACCAAAGGAAAUACUGCAGCUCAGAUGGCUCAGGUACUUCAGUUUAACAAAGGGCAGGACCUCAAAUCAGGUCCUGAGAGUGAAAAGAAGAGAAAAAUGGAAUUUGGCUCUGGCAGGCUUGGAGAAAUACACUCUGAUUUCCAGACACUCACCGAAGAGCUUCUUAAGCCUGGCAGCUCUUACAUACUUAAGACUGCCAAUAGGAUCUACGGGGAGAGAACGUACGCGUUCCAUAAUAAAUACUUAGAGGACAUGAGGACCUAUUUUGGUGCAGAGCCACAGUCUGUUAACUUCAUAGAAGCUUCUGACCAGAUCCGGAAAGAGAUCAACUCUUGGGUGGAGAACAGCACUGAGGGUAAAAUUCCAAAUCUCCUACCUGAAGAUGCAGUGGAUUCCAUGACCAGGAUGGUUUUGGUGAAUGCCCUGUACUUUAAAGGAAUCUGGGAGCAUCAGUUCUUGGCAAAAAACACCACAGAACGGCCUUUCAGAAUAAACAAGAAUACAAGCAAGCCAGUGCAAAUGAUGUCAAUGAAAGAGAAACUUCAAGUUUUUUACAUCGAGAGGCCACAAGCCAGAGGUCUUCAGCUCCACUACCAAAGCCGUGACCUCAGCCUGCUGGUCCUCCUGCCGGAAGAGGACAGCAGCCUGGACCAGCUGGAGGCGGCCCUCACCUGCCAGAAGCUGAGCCAGUGGACCAGUCCAGACAUGAUGGAGACCUAUGAGGUGCAGCUGCAUCUGCCCAAGUUCAAGGUGGAGGAGCGCUACGAUCUCAAGUCGACCCUGACCAGCAUGGGCAUGGGCGACGCCUUCAGCCCGAGCGAAGCCGACUUCUCGGGCAUGACUUUGGAAAGAGACCUGUUUCUGUCCGACGUCUUCCACCAGGCCUUUGUGGAAAUCAAUGAGCAAGGCGCGGAGGCGGCGGCUGGCUCUGGGAGUGAGGUCAGCUUUCGGAUCCAGCUCCCGUGCAUUGAAUUCAACGCAGAUCAUCCUUUCCUUUUCUUCAUCAGGCACAACAAAACCAACAGCAUUCUCUUUUAUGGGAGGUUCUGCUCCCCCUAAACCCACAAUCUCUUCUCUAAUAAAAGUGCCUUGCACGUCAAAAGUUUGCUAUAAAGUGGAGAAGCACAAUUGUCACAAAGAUAAAGUCUGUAAGCCAAGAAAUGUUUCACUCUUGAAUAUUUGUAAAUAAAUCUUAAAACACUGAA
Jaculus jaculus (lesser Egyptian jerboa) is the source of this 1484-nucleotide messenger RNA. It is a transcript of the gene Serpinb10, whose product is annotated as serpin family B member 10. Lineage: Eukaryota; Metazoa; Chordata; Mammalia; Rodentia; Dipodidae. Gene Ontology annotation, biological process: negative regulation of endopeptidase activity. The transcript has 8 exons. The coding region runs from base 145 to 1338 and encodes 397 amino acids. The record is from RefSeq and is a predicted model, not a curated record. Gene Ontology annotation, molecular function: serine-type endopeptidase inhibitor activity.